AUGGCCAGGCCAUUCCGAGUCAUUGUGGUGGGUGGCGGCGUGGGCGGACUGGUGGCCUCGCAUGUGCUGCAGAAGGCGGGCAUCGAUCAUGUCGUGCUGGAAAGCAAGGCGGAAGCGGCGCCGGCCGAGGGCGCAAGCAUUGCCAUUUACCCGCACGGCAGCCGCAUCCUCGAGCAGAUUGGCGUGCUGGACGCCGCCCGCAAGCUGUGCGUGCCCAUGGACCAGGCCAUCAUGCGAUGGCCUGACGGCUCGCGCCUCUCGUCGGUCCCCUUCUUCGACCACGUCAGGGACAACCAUGGAUACGAUAUCCUGCUGUUCGAGCGGCGGGACUAUUUGGGUAUGCUGUACGACACGCUGCACGACCAGUCGCGCAUUCGAUUCGGCGCGAGGGUGGUCGGCGUGGAGGAGACGUCGGCAGGAGUGAAAGCCCAGCUCGCCGACGGCUCGUCCGAGGCCGGUGACAUGGUGAUUGGCUGCGACGGCGUCCACAGCUUCGUCCGGGAAGCCAUGUGGGCCAGGGCCAACGAGAGGGUGCCGGGGAUUAUCAGCGCGGCAGAGAAGCGGAGCAUGCAGGUGUCGUGGAACUGCCUCAUCGGCGUGGCGCCGCAGAUUCCAGGGGCAGGGCUGCGUGACAUGACGGUGGUGCACGGAGACAGGCACUCGUUGCUGGUGCUGGGGCAGCCGAAGAAGCUCUUCUUCUUCGUCUUCUUCAAGCUGGAGCGGGCGUUCCACUGGCCCAACUGGCCGCGCUGGAGCGAGGCCGAUGCGGCGGCGGCGGCGGCCAAGGUGGCCGAGGUGCCCAUCUCGGAAAGCGUGCUGUUUGGCGAAGUGUGGAAGAAGCGGCUCCGGGGCCAGCUGGUGUCGAUUGAAGAGGGCGUGUUGCAGCACUGGCACUGGGGCCGCACGGUGCUGGCGGGAGACGCGGUGCACAAGGUCACGCCCAACAUCGCUCUCGGGGGCAAUCUGGCCAUGGAGAGCGUGGCGGUCCUGGCGAACCUGGUCGUGCAAGCGGUGCGGACGGCGCCCGGGGGAAAGCCUGGCAUGGCCGAGAUCGAGGCCUUGUUCGGCGAGUAUCAGCGGGCGAGGGUGGCGCGGGCACAAGGCGUGUGCGACGUCUCGCGGCUCGUAACGAGACUCCAGGCAUGGGACGGGUGGAUGCUCAGGGCGAUGGCGUGCUACCUGGGGCCGCUGCAGCGGGAGCAGGCGCUGGCGGAGCAGUUGGCUCCCGUCAUCAGGGCGGGGCCGCGACUGGACUUUGUUCCGUGGACGGGCAGGACCUCGCACGCCGUGGCCUGGGCGGACGAGAGGGCGGACGAGAGCGAGCCGGCGGCCAGCCAGUGGGGCACGCGGGCUCGGAUGCUGGCGUGGUUGAUGGUUGGGGCAACGGUUGUGAUGCUGCUAGCAGCGGCAAGCCCGACGGCGACGGGGAUGGCUGCGGCGUAG
Diplodia corticola is the source of this 1443-nucleotide messenger RNA. RefSeq names its product fad binding domain-containing protein. The transcript has 3 exons. Lineage: Eukaryota; Fungi; Ascomycota; Dothideomycetes; Botryosphaeriales; Botryosphaeriaceae. The record is from RefSeq and is a predicted model, not a curated record. Bases 1 to 1443 code for a protein of 480 amino acids. Gene Ontology annotation, molecular function: FAD binding.